Triticum turgidum subsp. durum (durum wheat) is the source of this 1005-nucleotide messenger RNA. The record is from the annotation of a GenBank genome assembly. NCBI's taxonomy places the organism in Eukaryota, Viridiplantae, Streptophyta, Magnoliopsida, Poales, Poaceae.
AUGGAGCAUCUGCCGGACGAGUGCGAGCUGGAGGAGCUGGAGGUGUCCACUGUAGACCUCGAGGCGGAGGAGCCGAGGCUGAUGGAGCAGCUGGCGGCAGCGUGCCGGGACCCAGGCGUGUUCCGGCUGGUCAACCAUGGCGUCCCCAGCGGCCUCACCGCCCGCCUGUUCGGGCUGGCGCGCGGGCUGCUGGAGCUGGACGCGGCCAACAAGUCCCGGCUGCCGGGCUACUUCUGUGGCACGCCGGCGCUGGCGGCGCUGCCCGUCAAACAGCUCAACUGGCUCGAGGGGCUGCACGUCGAGGCCGACGACACCGGCGACCGUUGUCAUUCUUGUCCAGAUGGUGCUGACGGUGAAGCAGGCGGCACUGCCUUGGCGGAGUUCAUGGAGGCGGUGAGCGGGGAGUACGUGGCGCACAUGGCGCGCAUCGCCCGGAAGCUGUUCGACGCCCUGGCCAGCGGCGAGCUGGGCCUGGAUGAAGAGCAGCGCGCGUCGUACCUGACGGAGCGCGGCAGCAUCUUCCGGGCGUACCGCUACCCGGCUACUGCGCCAGGGCGGCGGCGGCUGGGGAUGGAGGCGCACACGGACAGCUCGGUGCUGUCCAUCCUGAACCAGGACAUGGUGGGCGGCCUGCAGGUGCUCUGCCGAGGGCGUGGGGGUCGGGAUAAGGAGGAGGCGAGAUGGCUUGCGGUGCGGCCUGUGGAGGGAGCGCUGGUGGUGAACGUGGGCGACAUGCUGCAGGCGAUGAGCGGGGGCGCGUACCGGAGCCCGGACCACCGGGUGGUGGCGCCGGCCUGGACGGAGGUGGACAGGAUGUCGCUCUGCUACUUCGCGUUCCCGCAGGAGGACGCCGUCAUCGUCGGCGCGGCGUCAGCUUGUCGUCAGGAGGAGGUGUACAGGGGGUUCAGCUACCGUGAGUUCCGGGAGCAGGUGCAGGCGGACGUGAAGGCCACCGGCUCCAAGGUCGGCCUGGCCCGAUUCCGCGUCGCCGUCGGCCAAUCAUAA